Messenger RNA from Schistosoma haematobium, 1591 nucleotides. RefSeq lists its product as uncharacterized. The record is from RefSeq and is a predicted model, not a curated record. The transcript is spliced from 9 exons. NCBI's taxonomy places the organism in Eukaryota, Metazoa, Platyhelminthes, Trematoda, Strigeidida, Schistosomatidae. Bases 117 to 1037 code for a protein of 306 amino acids.
ACUUUAACCACUUUUUCAAACUUCUCGCCCCAUGCAGGUCAGUCAGUCAUCUACAACGUAGGGCCAGGCACAUUUAUGCAUCAGCCCAUGUUGCCAUACCGCAAUAGCACAGCAAGAUGAACACCAAAUUCAGAGAAGUGGUUAAGUCAGUGGUAAUAUAUAGAAGAAAGAUUGCAUAUGAAAUUAUAGUAUACCCCAUGCAGCAUCAAUCAAAACGGUACGUCUUAGUUGAUGAAAAGGAGAAGGAACGAAUUCUACUCAUCCCUGGCAAAUGGCUGCUGAGCGACGAGCUGUUCGUCUACUUUGAUGAUGUGACUGAAAAUGAUGUUAUUAAUUGCAUCGAUUACGAUAAUCGCUUUUCUUCGAGAAAAUGCUGUGUACAUAGUUUUUAUGAUGACUACGAAAAUGCCAAGUUUUAUCGAACAAUUUAUAAUAUGGGACGAUAUUACAAACUAAAGUGUUCAUACGAGGAUGAAAUGUCGGCGCAUUUUGCAGAGAAGGCAAAGUUAUCGAAACCAGAGGAUUCCUCAUUAUCGUUGCACAAUGAUGACACCAAAAUGAUUCUGAAAGCAAUCAAUGAUCUCUCCGACAAGGUAAACAAACUGACUGCUUACAUCGAAUGCUCAUACAUGCGUAUGGAGGGCAGGUACGGUGACAGCAUAGAUGUUUCAAGUUUCUCAUUCCCAUUAAAGACAGUUGAGGAAAUGCGUACUCUCGAAGCUGCUUUGGAGGGAAGCAAGUUUCGUGAACAGUUCGUUGCCAGAUUAUUCGAGAUCGUACGUAGUGAUCUCAAAAGUUCUGCCAGAGCAUGUCUAAAUUACGUGCUGACGCGUAGACUAGCCAAUGACUUAUAUUGGGCUCCAGGUAUUAUGAAUAUCAGUACGUACAUGUUCUACAGGUCAAUUUUAAAUGUUCUGUGUUCACAGUUUCGGAGUGAAUACUGCCCAGAAAGAACAGUGGUGAAAACCAUGGAAUUUGAAAGCCGGGUUUUUCUAGAACGUGGUAGACAUAACAUAAAUGAACGGCCAUUCAAAUAAAGGCUGGCUUCGCAUGUGUUGACAGAUCUAACUAACACUGGAUGAAAGUUCAACAUCAUCUUAACGUACUUAUCCAAAACACAUGAUCAAUUGUUAAGAAUUAGAAGAACUUGUGUAAUAAUGGACAAUUUGUAAUUUAUUUAAUUUUAAUAAACUUUUUCAUGUAUAACGUAUCAGUCUUUUAAUUACGGCAAUGCUGAUUUAUCGCGGCAGAGCGGUUCUUGUUACAAAUUAUCAUUGAAUUGCUCAGGUACUGCGUUCACUGUGCGAAGUUAACAGGAAAAAUGUGGAAUGGGUGAUUAGAAGCUUUUGGGCACAUAAUAUUAAAUCACCAGGCUGUGCUACCGAUAACUUUACUGUUUUCUGAAUGCGCUAUUUGAGAUAACUGGAAAUCGUGCAGGGCUGUGGCACUGCCUGGGUGUCAAAACCGAAGCAGCUGCCUUUCUUAAAGGGCCACACCCGGAGCCUUAAGCACAAACGUCUGAUCCACAGGGCACUGGGGCAUCGUAAGAAGAUGCGGUACCAUGGUAACCUGUGACCAAGUAUAUAUAUAU